Molecule: messenger RNA, 12486 nt
Organism: Mycosarcoma maydis (corn smut)
Lineage: Eukaryota; Fungi; Basidiomycota; Ustilaginomycetes; Ustilaginales
Exons: 2
Coding region: 1-12486 (4161 amino acids)
Biological process (GO): peptidyl-serine phosphorylation; phosphorelay signal transduction system
Cellular component (GO): nucleus; cytoplasm
Molecular function (GO): ATP binding; protein serine/threonine kinase activity
Source: RefSeq, a predicted model, not a curated record
AUGUCUUCCUUCAGCUCGGCCGCUGGCGAUGGUGAAAGCAACCAAGGCAGUCGCAAUGCUUCCCUGUCAGCCAGCUCGCAGGCAUCGUCGACAGAUGCUCGUAGAACAUCGCGUCUUUCGAGUACGGCGGGCAUCUUUGAUCUCGACGACGAUGGGAGCAUAGACGGAGCUUCGAUUGGGAGCGGUGGCGGUAGUCGCCGAGCCAGUAAUGUGCAUGCACAUGCGCAUGCGCGCGUUUCGUCGCUUGGUAGCACAUCGAAUCGAGGAUCGGUGGCAGAGCGUGGCAGCCGCGAGCUGUUUGAUGUACAGGAAGAGGACGCCAACCUAUCGAGCGUGCCACCAGCGCCUCGGUCUGCAUCAACUUCUGGUAGCAAAGGAGGAGCUCAAAGCCAACUAAGCGUCGACACUUUUGUUUCAGCGACACAGUUCACCGAUCCGUUCAGUCCAGCGAACCGCAACGCCAACAGGCUCAGUGCCGACAGCAGCGACUACAGUCGAAGAGGCGCCCCAACCUCGUCGUCUUUCCUCGGUGACGACGACGCCUGCGAUCCAAAGUCUUCACCUUCUCCCUCCAACCUCAGUCAGUCGGCUUCCUCUUUGCUGAGUGUAGCCGCUCAAUCCAGCUCUGAGCGCAGCAACAGCUUACAUAGCAUCAUCGAGCCUCUACCUUUGUCGCCUUCCUUCUCCACGCUCUCAACCGCGGGCAAGCAUCCACGCUCAGAUCAACCGCCUUCCCCCACGCGUUCCUUGAAGCAUUCGCGCCUCGCUUCAUCAUCUAUCGCGCCUGUCUCCGUCAACGCUACCACACCAUCACCCCCAUCAUUGUCCUCCCCUCCGUCGUCCAUCGCCCGCUUCUCAUCUGCAUCGGCCUCCAGCUUGUCCCCCACCCAUCCUCCACCCUCUCAACCUCAGAACUUCUCGCGAUCCGCCUCUUCUCCUGCCGCCGCCGCCGCCGCCGCCCAUGCCACCAUCUCACCUCCACCAGCUUCGUCCUUGAGCACUCCUGCGCCACCCCCCGGCUUCUCUCUCAGUCCGCCCUCCGCCACGCUCAAAGCGCUCGUCCGUACCUCCUCCAAGAGAAUGUCGUUCGACACCGCUCCUUCCUUUUCCAGUCCGCUCGCCUUUGCCUCUAUCCUGCCCAACGACGACGAUGCCAACGACGACGAAACGCUCAACGAAGACGCCCCACCGCUUGCAUCCUCGCUUGCUUGGCCUCACGCCGACGCGCCCAAUCGUUCCAACUCGGACCCCUUAGUGGCAAUCAGCCAAACGCAUGGCUCGACAUUGUCAUCGCAAGGCUCUCAUACCAAAUCUCUCUCGUCCACGUCGCCCCAAUCAUCCUCUUGUCGCACCACCCAGCCCGCAUCCGACACGCUAGAUAACGCUUCCAACCGCAUCAGCUAUGAACACCGCCCAUCCGCGCAUAAAGACACUCCGAUCAGCGCUCUCUCGGCGGCCGACCUGGCUGGCGCUUCUCCUCUCGCACGCACUUCUCUGCGCAUCGACCGCGAGCGAUCCACUUCCAACCCCCUUCACAGAGCUGUCGCUGGUGCUUCCCGGCUGAAUCGAACAUCUUCCCGUCAUUCCUCCUUCCAGGCCACCACUCCAAUCGACGAUGACGCUUCCUCCACCAUCUCGGACGACAUCGCUAUCACUGGCUCCAGUUUGACGCGCAAAUCUUCCGUCACCAGCUCCACCGGCUCCAUGGGUCCACCCGCCAUCCCUCGUCGCAUCGGAGGGGGGGCUACAACCUCUCCUGCUCUUGACCCUCUUGAUCGUCCCGUGUCUACCAUCGCCAUGGGCAAGCGCAAGGAAGACGCUUCGCUCGGCCUCGGCAUGCCAUCCAAUCCAUCUCCCCUCUCCUCCGCUUCCUCCUCAUCCGCUCUGCCCACCUCCAGUUCCUUCCACUCGGCUUCACCUACCAUCACUUGGGACGCGCGUGGCGCUCGUAGCAACUCGGGCGUCUUUGCUCCUUCCAGCUUUACUGGCUCGGCUAGCAACACACCCACCACCACAGGCGGAGGAAGCGCCAUCCCUCAUUCCGCGCGCCGCAGGCGCAUGACCUCCUCGUCGCUUAGCUCGAGCGUUCAUCGACGCGCCCGCUCUCUCGGCGGCGUUCUGCUCGGCGAAGGUGCCAUCUCGCCCGUCGGAGGUCCAGAUGGCGUUGAUCCCAACUUGGUCGCCGCCAUCGAGUCUGGCAGUCCAAGCAUCCCACUGCCUGUUCCUAUCCCACCCACUUCCGGCUCGCAUCGUUCUAGCAGCGUCAGCUCAUCCGGCACCCAAGCUGGCGCUCCUUCCUCGCUUUCGAGCUCCGGCGUCGGCUCUUCGCUUAGCGCCCGCGCAUCCUCCCACCGCAGGCGCAACUCGCAAGUCAUCGAGGACGAUGACAUACCUCGAACUGAGCCCGCCGCUUCCACUCCUUCUCCUAGUCACCAUCGAUCGCGAGUACGCAGCCAAACGCUCGGUGUUGCUCCUUCCACCGGCGCCUCCGUCUCCGCUCACGCAACCCCCCACGACACUCCAUCCAGCUCGACAGGACCCAGUCCGUCCGCAAAAAGCGUCGUGUCCGCUGGUCUCGCCGAUGCAAUCCGCUUGCAACGCGUACCUACCGCAGUGCGCCUGGCCGGCGAUCUCUUUGUGCCGCCUUCGCCCUCGCCUCGUACCAUGCCCAAGAGCGCCUCCACUGCGACCAUCGAAUCGCCGCUCGGCAAAUGGACAGCCUCAAGCACCAACACUCAGCAACACAGCCCACUGUCCAGCCAAGGUCACGGUCUAGGUCUUGGACUCACCUCGGACGCCGCUCCCUCUUCGACGCACAACGCCCGCCUCAUCGUGCCGCAGACACCCAACGCCACCCGCAGCAACUCACCUCUGGCAUACGAGUACUCGUCUGGCGCACAAGACUCGGCUAUUUCCGGACGCACCUCGCCAGCCAUGGACCGUCUCAAAACCGACAACAUCGACAUGCCUGGUCACGACAGCAGAGGUCAGCCCCUCUCGGUCUCGAUCCCGAUUGGUCGCAAUUACGGUCCACCCGCCAGUCUGCCAACCUCGGCUAUCCUCGGCUCACGCUCACCCACUCUUGUGCCGCCUCGGUCAGACCUUCUGGAUGUGCCAAUCAGCGCACCGCGCCACGCUGGUCUACCGGCGAGUACCAACGCCUAUUCGCCUCUUCUCGCUCUCGGCUCGUCUUCGGCCCGGACCAGUCCCACCGUCGAGCGACGUCCCAAGCUCUCUACCACCCAUUCCAUGUCGCAGCGCAUGUCAUGGGGCGCGCAGGAGCUGUUUGAUAGCUUGCAAGAUUCAACUGAUGGUGCCCACGAGCAACAUGACAAGACCAAAGACAAGCUCGCACCCUGGAUAGCGUCGACGCAGGAUGCCUCCCUAAAGCCGUCUCUUGCGCCCCCUGCCGCACCACCGAGUCAAAGGAGGAUGACACACGACAAUCUCUCCAGCUCGAUCGGCUCGAGCAAUCUACUCGCCAUCCCACCACCCUCUCGACGCGUCCAUCGACCCAGUGAUGCGGCGCUCUUCACUCCCAGUAGCAUCUCACCAGCAGUUGCUCAACAGCCAUUGGACGGUACUGACGAGUACGCUCGCAUCAUUGUUCAGAGUCGCAAUGCCAAGAUGCAAAAAUGGCGAGCGCAGAAUCCGUCGCGUUUGGCGCCACAGCACCUUGGCCGUCGCAACCACUCCGCUGCCUCGGAUACGCCAUGGUCUUCGCGCGAUCGAGUCGAGCACAAUUUGCCUGAAACCGCGUCGACUUCCGGACAGACGAUCCUCGCUCGCAGAGGCACGACGAUCGGCCUACAGCGAGACUCCAGCAUACUGGGCGCGCCCGUGCCAACACGUCGAGCAUCCGCAGUCGACUCGAACGACAGCAUCGAGUCACAAUUGGAUGAGGAAGAGGAUGGCCAGCGAAGGCUUGAGUCUUCUGCUUUUGCCGAAUUCGAGUGGGUCGACUGGCUAGACGAAUACCGCAAGAUGAAGGAAGCCAAGUUGCAAUCCGAGCGUGAAGAGGCCGAGGCUCACCUAGCCGCCGGAGCAGCCACUGUAGAAGCUGAAAACGUUGCUGGUGCACUAACAGCCUUUGCCACAGAAGACCUUGAUGCCACAAACUCAGAACGGGCGGCGGACCCGGUAGCUUCCACUCCUCCCAACAGCUGCGGCAGCGAUGCUGUCGACAAUGCACGCAUCUCUGCUCUCCAAAAGCAGUCAGCUGACGGCCAGCGCUCAGUGUCAGACCCUCUCUCGCGUCAGAGGCUGCAGACAGCCGAGCCUGCCGACAAGGAGCAAGACACCAUCGACGCAGAAGAGGUCGAGGCCUCUCUCGCAGCUCUCAGCCUCAGUGGCGACAAUGACGUUUCCUCUCAUCCCACCCGUGCGCCAAAGUCGGCGCAACUCGGUCUUGCUCGACGACCAGAAACCGCCUCUCGCCCGUCGAACCGACCAGGCAUGAACCAGCAGCGCAGCUUCUCGCUGGCGAGCGCAGAGCUGUCUCGGCGUCGAUUAGGCACGGGCUCAAAUUUGGCAUCCUCUCCGGGCCCUGUCAAGGCCGGUUCCUCGCCCGUCAAGCGGCUCGGCACCGACAAGACCAAGAACCUCUCGCUCUCGCCCAUCACGAGUCGUGUGACACCCUCGGCACCCUAUACAAGUGCAACAGGACCCGACUCGGCGCAAGCACAGGCGCACGCUGCGGGACGUGGACGGCGCAAGCAUCUCGGUGGAAAGAUCGAGGCAUGGUGGAGCGCCGUCAAGUCAGGCUUCACCGCUCCGGCCGGCGAAGGCUGGGCUAAGCCGCCGACAAUAGCUUCUCCACGACACAACGAUGGCUCUUCCCGUACCGGCUCGGCAGCUGCACUCUCUCCAUCCUUGUACCAAAGCCCUUCGGCCAUCUCGGCUCGCUCGGCCGCGCUCAGCCAGAACCGCCGAGAAGGCUCUCGUCCUGCGCCCCUGGUCUCGUCGUCGAUUGUGAAUCCCACCAUCUCGACGCCGUCUCCUACCCUUGUCACGCAGGUGCAGAGCGGCUUUGGCCGACACGUACGCUCUCAAACGAGCAACACGGCAAUGAGCGGAACCGAGUCAAUCCGAACGCUGCGUCCAAGCACGUCGGCGCAUAAUCUCGGCAAAGACAAGCAAGAGGGCAACAGAGAGCAUCACAUCGAGGGCCAAGAAGCAGGCAACCGCAGCAACCGCACGUCUGUGUCACCAGCAGCAAACGCCAGCUUUGUAACAGUGCAAGAGGAUUCCACCAGCGUGGAGCCACCCAUGUCCGCAUCGUCGCAACAGAGCCAAGAGACGCAUCUCACGACGAGCAGUAGUAGUGCAAGAGAGGGCGGAAAACGACGUCACCAGCCCAAACUAUCGCUACAGCUGGAAAAGGGUCUCAGUACCUUUGACGCCGAGGAGUUUGACAAGAUCGGCAAAGGAAAAUCCAACCCGAGCUCGAAGCAGCCGAGUCCGACCAAGCCUCCUGUCUCUGCACGAUCCGAAGACAGCGCCGGCAGCGCACAGGAUGUGAGCAACUCGCUCGCCUCUCAACCUUCACAGCACGCAGCAAUUUCGCCUCGCAAAUCUUCGAUACAGCUGUCGGAAGCUUGGCAAUCCAGCCCACAGACCUCGCAAAAGCCUUUGCAGGACGACGCGGCCCACCCCAAUGUCAAUCUUGAUUCCGAAGAUGAGGGACGUGCUGUGGCCAGAGCAAAGGCUGCAUCCAAGGCCAUCACCAUCAAUUCCAUCCGCCAGCACAUUCGUCACCGUCUCCUCGCUUCGAAGGAGGGCUGUGAUCGUGAGUUGCGUCGCAUCGUUGGUGCUAUCAACAAUUACGUCGAGCUCGAGCUCGACCGACAGGAGGACCGUCACAGCAUCGGGGGCGAAGAUCGCGACGUGGAAGAGCUGGAAGAAGUGUUUGCUAACGAAUCGGAAGAUGCAGCCAACGAGGCUACGGAGCCCGAGGUCGUUGAAGAAAACCACGGCGCGCUACGGUCGAGAUCUAUCUCCAUGUCUCGCGGCGCCAGCAAUUCGUCUUCGUUCUCUGCUGGUGCUGCCGCCGCUGCAGCUGCCAUCACUGGUGCUGGUACACAUGUCCCACAACACGAAGAGCCUCACAACACUCCCGCGGCAGAAGCAUCGCACGUGCGCGCUUCGUCGGGCUCGCUGUUCACCUCGCCCACUCUUGGUGGCCCGCGCGAAGCGGCAGCAGUGCGCUCGGCACGCGAGUACAAGCUACCUGCUCCACCGCCCGUCAACCUUGCAGCCGCCACCGCCACCUCUCCUCGCACCGUCAGCACUGUUUCAGCCAACCCCUCGAAGCCAUCCAAUCUCAAUCCUCUCAGCCGCGCCCAGUCGCUAAGCCGUCCGGGUGCUCGUUCAGGAUCCAACUCGCGCUCCACGUCGCGAUCGCACUCGCCCAUGCCUGGCGUGAUAAUGCCCUCGGGCGUCUCAGCUUCGUCCGGAUCUCCUCGCCUGUCUCCAUCGCGCAGAACGCGUGCGCUGCCCGCGGGAGAACCGGGUCCCCGGCCGUGGAUGCAGCCAUUGGAAGAGCUGGUGUCGGUUGCCAUGGAGGUGCUGGAUGUCUCGAUCAAUUCGCUGAUCGUGCGCACUGGUUCGUGCUCCCAGCUCAUCUCCCGCAUCCAGAGCAUCGGCCGCUUCUGGGAUGAGCAUCCUGAAUGGGCCGGCCGCGGCUGGUUCAUCCAGAUCCUGCUCGCCGUAGCCGGACUCAGCCGUGUCGUGGAGUGGUGGGAAGCUGAGAAAGGUUUUUGGAAUUUCAACGACGAGGAGGAACAGGACGCCGAGCCUAUCCGCUUCAUUCUGGGCGGACAGGGCGGCGAUGCGCCGAGCGAGGCGGCCGAGCAGGAGUCUGGCAAAUCAUCUGGCCUCUGGGCGCCACCCUCGAUGACCAGCAGUCCCACUCGAGCACGCGCCUUGUCCGUGGUACCUGUCGACGUGUCCAGCAUCACCCGCGGCUCCACCGGCGGCACCAAUUCGCCAGCUUCAGGUUUGACGAGGCGAGAACUGGAACCGCCUCACGAAGUCGUACGAAGAAGCGCAUCGAUCUCUAGAGAUGCUGCUGAGACUGCCACUGACAAGCAGCAAGACAGCAGCGACACAGAUGCAGACGGAGACAUGACCAUUGUCGAUCGCGCUCGUCCCAUUGCACAACGCACGCUCGGCACACGUCUUGACGACUUCGAGAGUGGAGCCAUCAUGCUAGACGCUUCCGAUGCUGCGCAAGAAGCGCAGGUGGAGCAACCGGUGCAUCAUGUCGAUGCAGCUCAUGACGACGUCGAGCAAGCGUCGCAGCAGGUGGUUCAGAACUUCCAAUCUGCUGGCAUCAAUGUGCUGAUGGAGCUCAGCAUGGACGAUCAGCGUCUGCUCUACCUCAGUCCCGCCUGGAAGACGGUGCUUGGCUCGGAUCCUGCCGAGCUUUACGAUACGCCGAUCGAAAACUUGCUUGCACCUGGCGAUGGAGACGUCUUCGCCGAAGCCUCCAGACAGCUCGAGGCCAACCAGUCGCACACGGUUGAAGCUGUCUUUCGACUCCGUGUGGAAAAGACGCUUGCCAGCUCAUCGGCCUCGUCGGCCUCAUCCUCAGACAGUCAGGGCGACGUCAGCGAUGCCGUCUAUUACCAGGAGAUGGAGGGCAAGGGUAUGCUCAUGAUCGACCGACAGAGCGGCACCCCUUCGCAUUCGAUGUGGGUCUUCAAGGCGACAGGACCGCCUGAACGUGAAGAUCAGUUGCCUGGCGCUGGACGAGCAGUCGGAGCAGUGCUGGACGAACCUGCUGCGACGUUGGCCCACGUAGCCUCGAUCUCAGUCGAGCCGGUGCUGUGUCGCAUUUGCGAACGCGACAUUCCGGCCUGGUUCUUUGAGAAGCACAGCGAGAUUUGCAACGAGACUCAUCGACUGGACAUGGAGAUCGGCGAAUGCAACGAAAGUCUUCGCGAGCUGCGCAGAGCCAUCCAAGAUUUGCACAACCGCCUCGAGAACUUCACUGGCCAGAGCGCCGAGCCGCCACUCGAAUACCGUGGUGUUGCCAUCACCACGCCUCCAGCCUCGAACCAGCCGCCUUCGGCACUCGAAGGCCUCAAUCGCUCCAUCGCUCAACGUCAACCCGCACCAGCAUUCGUACGCAAGCAGCACAUGCGCGCCCUCGACGCCGCCAUCGAGGUGUUGCAAACGGCGUGCGAUAUUUCGACGCCGGCAAUCAAGGACGAGUACGCCAAUGAGCCUAUUGAGAAGCAGCGCCUCCUCUCGCCUACAUCCGAGAACAAGGUGGUUGCAGUUCAGCAAUGGCGAUGUCCCGUGCUGGACGACACUGCCUUGGACCUGCUGAUGGCAGACGUCGAAAGUGCCAUGCGAAGCAAGCUCAGCGCCGUGAACCGCAUGCUCAACACGAUUGUCUACGUCGAGACUGUACGACAAGAGUGGGAGGAGCGGGUCGAGGCUGCGCUUUCCGCUCUCUCGGAAGCCGAUGAGGGAUCGGGCAGCUCACGUGGCUCAUCUGUGUCCGAUUCCCGUUCCAAUUCCGUAUCCGGCUGCGAAGAAGAGGCAGACUUGGAGGAUGAGCAAGAAGGAGAGCUAAGCCCGGGGCUCGCAGAAACGUCGGAAGGCUCCGCACAAGUUGCAACGAGCCAGGGCAAUCUUCCACAAACAGGUACGCCGUCAAUCGCCGCAAGUGCCAUUGCGAUGCAGCGAGGAUCCAGCUCGUCCAUAGGCUUGUCAGCCGAGGGCAUUGCUACCUCGUCGUCGUUGGGUCUGUCAUCGCAUCAUGUGUCCCGUACAUCAGAGUCUCUGGUCCACCCAAGGCUCGCGCACAGCCGUCUUGCUUCCACCCUGUCGGCCAGCGCCGCCGAUGACCAGGCUCAGCUGGGGCAAGGUUCCGGAGAUAUUGAGGAAGAUGGCUUGCUCUCCGGAUCAAUGCUUCUAGAGCAAGAUGACCGAGAUCCGCCAGCUCCUCCUUCCGCAUUGUUCUCAGCUAUGAAUAUCGCAGCACCCGACGAGGACGAUAUUCCCGCUCUCGAUGACAGGAUGGGCGGCUCGUCGCAUCUAGCACCCAUUCCCAUCCCUCGGGGCAGCGCAAGUCUGGCACCACCUCGUGCGUCGACCGAGCUGCUCGCACCUCGAUCCGUUGCCAACGCCGUUCCGCUUUCCCUUUCGGCCGUCGGUCCUUCGCAGCGACGUUCCGCCAGCCGAUCGCGUCGAUCGUCGCACCUUCCUCCUGUCGCCGAUGGCUUCGGAGGCACACCACCGCUCUCGCCGCAUUUGUAUGGCGAAUCGCUGGGCAUCUCGCAUCGACACCAUCGCAAGUUUAGCGUAUCGCACAAGAGUCCCAUGGUCGGGUCCAUGCCGCUUUCGCCGAGGCUCCCACCUGCAGCACCCUCGUCGCGACCGACAGCAUCGUCGAUCAAGGACUUUGACAUUCUCAAGCCCAUUAGCAAAGGCGCUUUUGGCAGCGUCUUUCUCGCCAAGAAGCGUACGACGGGCGACUACUAUGCGAUCAAGGUGCUGAAAAAGUCAGACAUGAUUGCCAAGAACCAGAUCACCAAUGUCAAGGCGGAGCGCAUGAUCCUCAUGACGCAGAACCAGUCACCGUUUGUGGUGAAGCUCUUCUUUACAUUCCAGAGCGCCGAGUUCCUUUACCUUGUCAUGGAGUACCUUCCAGGUGGAGACUGUGCUUCGCUCUGCAAGGUGCUCGGAGGCUUGUCGGAAGAGUGGGCGCGUCAGUACAUUGCCGAAGUGGUGAUAGGACUGCAGCAUCUGCAUUCGAAAGGCGUGGUCCAUCGAGACCUUAAGCCCGACAAUCUGCUUAUCGAUCAAAAGGGACAUCUGAAGCUUACGGACUUUGGUCUCUCCAAGAUUGGUUUGCUCGGCCGUCAGACACGUCAGGCGGUGGCAGCGGCUGCUUCGUCUUCCGCCGCUGGUAGUUUCGCAGCGCAGGCCUCACGCUGGAACUCGAACAGCGAAUCGCUGCCGAGCUCGGCGGCUUCGUUUGCAUCCGAAGCGCGGCAUCCAGCCUUGUCUACGCCUGCAGCCACCACUGCUGGUGACACGGCCGCUUCCUUCUCACCCACAACGCCCGGUCUUGGCGGGAUGAUGCGUAACCAGUCGUUCUUUGCUGCUCCGCAGCGCGGCCGCAUCGUCAGUUCAUCCACCGAUGCUAGCGACUCGGGAGAGUCGGACUCUCAUCGAGGUGUUCCGAAGCCUCUUCCUUCAGCACGGAUCGACAGCCCAGGCAACCUGUUUGGUGGUCAUCCGUUGCUAAGCGACAAUCUGGGGCGCUCAUCAGGCGAAGGAGGACAGGGGGUACCCAAGCGGUUUGUUGGGACACCUGACUAUCUGGCACCUGAGAGCAUCCUCGGCAUCGGCAUGGAUGACUUUGCGGUGGAUUGGUGGGCACUGGGUGUGAUACUGUACGAGUUUUUGUACGGCGUGCCACCGUUCCAUGCCGAGACGCCUGAAAAGGUGUUUGACAACAUUUUGUCGCGACGCAUCGAUUGGGAGGAGGAUUCGGUUGAGGUGUCGCCUGAAGCGCGCGACCUGAUGGAGCGGCUGAUGUGCACGGAUCCCAAGCGGCGUCUAGGUUCAGGCGGCCCGGAAGAGAUCAAGAAUCACGCCUUCUUCAAAGGGCUUGACUGGGACAAUGUCACUGCAGAGCCGGGACCUUUUGUGCCGCAGGUCAACGAUCCUGAAUCGACUGACUACUUUGAUCUACGUGGAGCCAGCCAUCAAGACUUUGACGACGAACCGGUUCACAGCACACGCGAGUUUGCACGCGCCAUCGAAGGCAACAAGUUUGUGCAGACAGGAGUUGCACCGUCGCGAAUGCGAUCGCGGCUGGAAAAGGCAUUCGGAUCGCAAAGCUUGACGCAGAACGAGGACUUUGGCAAUUUCAGCUACAAGAACUUACCUGUGCUCAAGCAGGCCAACGACGAGGUGAUUCGCAAGAUGAGGGAGGAGCAGAUGCCGGCGUUGGCCAAGGCGCUGGAGCAGUCGGCCAUCUACACGCGCCAUCGCAGCUUUUCGGCCAAAGGCCGGCCAGCACAACGAGUGCAUUCACAGACGCUGGCGCUUGGUGGACCUCCGUCGCCUGCACAGAGCGCAUCGUCGCAGGGAUCGACGCCGUCGCGCUCGACGGCGCCCACCUCGCCGGCAGCACAGCUGGUCAGCUCGGCGCAUCGUCGUCGGCCAUCAGAGGUGCCUUUGUCGUCGAUGGCUAGUUUGUCGGUCGCGACGCCGGAUGGCGACGCCGCAGCAGCCAACGGCGGGCGAGGGUUGGCUUCUCCGUCGGCUGCGAUGCCCAUCGGGAUGGUUGACCGUCGCCGACAGCAGCUGGUGGAAGCUGCCGGUGGAGAACGGCGCAACUCGAUGCCCUCGCGGCUGCGCACGAAAUCGGCCAGUCUUGCCGAUCGUCCUCCGCUUCCGACCAACUGGCAGCAGUCGGCGCAACAAGCACAACAGGAAGCUUUGAAGAAGGCGUCUCGCUCUACGAUGAAUGCUGGUGUGGGUGGAGCGACGGGAGCGAGCACAGGAGCGAGCACGGGAGCGAGCACGGGCGCGUCGAGCUCACCGACCAACGCGUUUGCGCCGCCUAAUGCUUGUGGAGGUGGUGCGACUAGCAGCUCGGACGAAAUUGCGUGCCUGAUCGCCGAGGACAAUCCGAUUGCGCUGCGGAUGCUCGAGACGAUGCUGGUCAAGCUGGGAUGCCGAUGCACGGCGGUACGCGACGGUGCUGAAGCGGUGCGACUGGCGAUGGGCGAUCACAAGUUUGCGGUCAUGUUUAUCGAUGUGACGCUGCCGAUCGUUGGAGGAGAGGAUGUGACACGCAUGGUCAAGUCGACGCGCAACGUCAACUCGACGACACCGAUCGUUGCUCUGGCUUCGUUUGACCGUGGCGAGCCGAUCGACGCUGCGGGAUCGCUGUUUGAUGCGGUGUUGGCCAAGCCGUUGGAAAAGAUGGAUGUGUGCGCGAUCCUGUCUCAGCUCGGGUUCACACCGACGCAGGUGAGCGUCAACGUCGAGUUGUCUGCGGUGACUGCGGCUCAGCCAACGGUGGAAGGCUCAGGCAUGUCGUCUGGAUCGGCUUCUGGUACGACGAGCACGGCAGCCGAGUCACGAGCGCUGUCGAGAAAGUCGACGCUGGCACGCAAGAUGCCGUUGCAGUCGAAGAGUGGUGGAGCGAGUAUCGCUCGAGCCAGCACACCGCCGCUGGGAACGGGAGGAGCAGCGCUGAGCAUCACGGGCUCGCCUCAUCAUACGCCAUACUCGUCGUCGCCUCUGGGCAGUUUGGUGCUGACAUCACGCGAAUGUGAAGCGCCUCAGCAGCAGGUCAUGAUGAGCAGCGGUUUGGCGGCACCUCAUUCACGUACACAUUCGCAGCAGCAGCAGCAGCAGCAGCAGCAACAACAAGAACGAAAUAGCGAGCAGCGCGAUCAGGAGACGGCAGAGACGCUUAGCAAGGUUGCCGAGAGGCUAUCGCUGUCAUAG